CAUUGCACACAGAGUCGGCGACGGUGCAGAAUCCGCAUACUUUACGGUACAGUGGAUUCGGGCAGUGUAUUUGGGAAUCUAGCGGCCACCACGAUCGCCCACGAACGCCGACAUGACCACGAUGCACAGCCCCACGCCGUAUGCAAACGUGGCGACGCCGCCGCCGCCGCCGACGUCGAACCAGCCGUCCGCCACGACGACCGCAGACGUGGUCGAGAUGGAGCCACCGAUUCUCGUCCACCGCAGCAGUCGCUUGUCUGCCGGGGGACGGCCGUCGUUGCCAUCCAUCGCAGUGACUCCGCCGUCGCUGCCAGACCCGACGACAGGGAUGCGCCAGCGCCUGAGCUCGCUCGUGAGCAACAAAGGCAACCACGAUGCCGUCGGCAAGCUAAAGAUUGAAGUCGGCAAGGAGCGAUCCCUCGGCACGGACACCAAGUACCGACCCGAUUUUAAAUACAACAUGGAGCUGGCGCUGCGCACGGCCGUCGGCGUUGUCCUCGCGUCGCUCGUGCUCACCAAGAACACCGACUCGAAUGCCAUGAUCACGUCGACUUCGCGGCAAAAACAGUGGUUUUUUUUUCCCGAAUGGUACAUCCUGGGCGGGCUGUCGUACGUGGCGACGGCGACCGUCUUCGGAUGCGGCAAGAACAUCGGGUCCACGAUUCGCGAGCUGUACCAGCAAAUUUCGGGCGUCGGCAUCGCGCUCCUCUACAACUUGCUCAUUUUUUCGUACUUUGAGCCCCAAGUGUUCAACACAAAAGCCGAACUGGAGCUUGCCAAGAACACGACACUGACGUACAUCGGGCACGCCUUUAGCGGCAGCCCGUACUACGUCCACCAGCGCGAUUUCUUUACGAUUUUACCGUUUAUCAUGUUGUUUACGAUGGUGGCGCUGGUGCUGCCGCUGGAAACCAACACGAAGAAGUACAUGCUCGGAAACAACCUGUACUUUGCGCUGACGCUCGUGAGUCCCAACGACUUUACCAACCCGGCCGUGCUCAAAGCGCCGGGCGACGACCUCUACCGCACGUCCAACCUCCUCCGCAACUUGAUGGUGUACAUGCUCCUCGGAGUGACCGGCGCGUGCAUUGCCCAGUUCAUGCUAUGGUUUCCGUACCCGAUAUUCGCGAUCCGAAAGCUCCAAGAACAAACGACCACGUGUGCCGACAACAUCCAGGACCUGCUCAACUUGAUCGUGGAUUCGUACUGCUUCAAGAACAAAGACGUCGAGCACAUGAACUUCCUCAAACUUAAGCUCAAGCGCAAGUUCGACCUUGCCAUCGCCAAGCACGCGACCAUGACGGCGCUCCUCAACGACGUGUGGUGGGAGCAGCUCGUGGGCCUCCACAUUCCGCUCAAGUUUCGCCUGUCGGCGGUCAAGCCAUUUAUUGACUUGUACGCGUCCCAGAUUGAAAACCUCCGCGCGAUGAACCAAGCGAUUCUCCUCGAACGCUACGAGUCGCUCCAUGAAGCGUUCAUGAAGUCGAUUCAAAAGGAAGUGUACGUCGUCCAGCUGCACGCAACGCGCCUGCUCGAUGAAAUCUCGGCCCAGAUCCACGUCGGCACAACGGAACUCGACCUGAAGGAAUCGGCCCGCGUCGAAAAGCACAUGGAGAUGCUCCUCACGCACUUUCAAGCGACGCAAAACCGCAUCUACAAACGGCACGCGCCAACACCCAAACAAGUCGAGGCCAACAUCCCGCUCAACUUGUUUUUGUUCUCGCUGCAGUCGUACUGCUCGACGUUGCUCGAGUUCCAGCCGUCAUUUAACGGGAAAACGCACAGGACGGGCAAGCGCGUCAUCAAGUUUCUCUCGGCGACGAUCAAGACCUUCUUUGACAAAUCCAAAUACCCCCGCGACAAACUCGAAAUGGCGGCGAAAGUGUGGGGCGCGAUCUUGGCGGCGUGCUUUUUUUCAGUCUACACGUUCGGGUAUGCGUCGACGACGGCAAAUGCUGUCGCGUACGUGAUGGGGAACCACAUUGGCGGGUCGUUCAGCGUGACGGCGAACCGAGUCGGCGGCGUCAUUGCCGGCAGCAUCAUUCCGUCCAUCUGCCUCUUUUACAUUUGCUCGUACGCGUGCUUCAGUAGCAUCGUUGUCGCCGUCUGCACGUACUCGAUCCUGUUUGUUUGGGUCACCAUGUCCAUGUACAUCAAGUGGAAGGGCGGGUUCGAGUCGUACGCGGGACUGAUCUCGGCCUUUUCCGCGACGCAGGUGCUUCUGCGAGGCUGUGAUGGAUGCGAGCGCGGCGCGGUCGCCCCGAUUUCGUCCUACUCGAACCUGGCCCAGAUGAGUCUCGGCAUUGUCCUGUUUAUCGUGGUCGAGAUGGCCAUUUGCCCGCAAAGCGCGAUGGCCCUCCUCCGCGCCAACAUUCAAAAGCAGCUCAAAUUGUACCAGCAGUGCUUCAAGGCGCUCGUCGAGGACACGCUCGCCCGCGACCAAGACAACCAGGACGCCGUGGACGAAAUCAAGGACGUCGUCAAGAAGAAAUUGCCUGCGUUGCUUGUGGAACAGGCCGCGUUGCUCAAGGAGGCGGCGUUUGAACCGUUGCUGUGGAAGCCGCCGUUCUCAACGCAAAAGUACGAAGCUGUGCUGGAUUGCUGCCAGCGCCUGCUCAACAAUACGCUUGUCCUGUACAAACUAACGCAAUGGCACAAGACUCGCAUGGAGCUGAAAACACCCAAGACAGACGAGAAGGUAGAGAAAUCGGGCAAGGACGUCGGCAACGACGCUGCCACCACGACCCUCCUCGCCGCAGACGGCACGGCGGCGUUGCCUCCACCAGACAAGGAACCGUGGGGAUUCUCCACGUCCGAAGUUACGCUCGCAAUCCACGACACGUUCGAUACGAUGCACGACCUGUUUGGCGAAAACUUUACGUACGCUGACGGCGACCAAACCGCUCUGUUUAUGCAAAUGAAGGAAGCGUUUCGGGUCGCGGACAAGGACUGCAGCGGGGAAAUCGACGCGGCCGAAGUGAAGACGAUGCUCGAGAUGAUCUUUGCCCAGUCGGGCGCGGUCAAAGUGGACGCGAUCGACGCGUACGUGGCCGAGUUUAUGCAGAUCGUCGACAGCGACAAGAGCGGAAAGGUGAGCCUCGACGAAUUCAUCAAUGCUCUCGAGCACGGCCUCCAGCUCCAGGUCGAGGUGUUCCAGCACCGUUCGAAGAAGGUUCCGACCGUCCAUCUCGCCGCCAUCCACGAAGACGUGUCCCAGAAUUCGACCCAGAUGGACGACAAGCCGCCGCCGCCCCAUCGCGUGUCUUCCCAAGCCGACCACGGCGACAACAUGACGCGGGCCCACGACAUGCUGAACGUGGAUUCGUUCUCGCUGCCAGAAGUGGCCCAGGCGAUGCGGACCACGUACGCUACGUGGCUCCUUGAAAACGCUCGCUACGAAUCCACAUCGAUGGAAGAUCUUCUCCUCCUCAAUUGCUUGAUCAGUGGCGUCAGCGGGUUCGCUCGCAACCUGGCGCUGCUCGAAGAAAUGACUGUUCAACAAUAAUACACACAUGUAAACAUAUCGA
Aphanomyces invadans is the source of this 3527-nucleotide messenger RNA. RefSeq lists its product as hypothetical. The coding region runs from base 113 to 3505 and encodes 1130 amino acids. NCBI's taxonomy places the organism in Eukaryota, Oomycota, Saprolegniomycetes, Saprolegniales, Verrucalvaceae. The transcript is spliced from 8 exons. Gene Ontology annotation, molecular function: calcium ion binding. The record is from RefSeq and is a predicted model, not a curated record.